AUGGCCAACUUCGAUUCAAAUCAGUGGUAUCAACUUUAUGUGAAUCAAAAUAAAGAUUCUUCACUGCUGGGAACAAAUCUUUACAAGAAUGGAGAAAGCGGAGCGGUCUUUUUCAACACCACAGAUACAGAUUUACCAGGCCAGAGAUGGCAGAUAUAUAGUGUCAACGAUACCUACGUUUUAAGAAAUAAAGAUGGCGGAACAAAUGCAUUCCUAGGCACCAAAUACGAACCCACUGAAACCACCCCGGGUCAGACACAGGCGUUAAUGAUCAAGAACACCAUCUCGGACGACGCAGUUUACUGGACUGUUACACCUUGGGGCGACGGCACCUUCUAUUUAACAAAUGGAGAAAAUGGAACUUCAUGGCAUCUUAAGAAGAAGGCGAAUGGCUUGCUAGCAUUGGACUCAAAUAUCACGGCCCCGCAGAAUGGACAGAGAUUUUCAUUUAAGACUAUAGGCGCGAUCAAUGACAAGAAGUUUUCUUCUGUAAAUGUAAGACACGACACUCCCUUCAUCUAG
Messenger RNA from Lindgomyces ingoldianus, 522 nucleotides. RefSeq lists its product as uncharacterized. The transcript has a single exon. The record is from RefSeq and is a predicted model, not a curated record. Lineage: Eukaryota; Fungi; Ascomycota; Dothideomycetes; Pleosporales; Lindgomycetaceae. The coding region runs from base 1 to 522 and encodes 173 amino acids.